This is a messenger RNA of Rhineura floridana, 5512 nucleotides long. RefSeq names its product calpain 6 (gene CAPN6). The record is from RefSeq and is a predicted model, not a curated record. Gene Ontology annotation, cellular component: cytoplasm. The transcript is spliced from 13 exons. The coding region runs from base 271 to 2208 and encodes 645 amino acids. Gene Ontology annotation, biological process: proteolysis. Lineage: Eukaryota; Metazoa; Chordata; Lepidosauria; Squamata; Rhineuridae. Gene Ontology annotation, molecular function: calcium-dependent cysteine-type endopeptidase activity.
AGGAAUGAACCAAGGAAAGCUCCUUUCCAGCCGUGUUCUUCCCCCCCCCACAAGACUCAUACUCAAAUAUUCCAAGUUGAUGUUCAAGAAAGAAAGAGGGAGAAGCAAACUGAAGUUGUGAUGAACCUCCCCCUCCAAUUAUUGGAUCUUGGUACAGUCUAAAGAGUUUUCUGGUUAAGAAGCCGGGAGUUCUCUGUUUGCAGUUUGUGUGUGUGCUUGCCGGACAGCUCAGGAGCCCCGUGGUGCAAACUUGGUUUAAUCCAGAGUGCCAUGGAUUCUAAGUCAGUAAAACCUUUCAAAAACCAAAAUUACCAGCAACUGAAGCACAAAUGCCUUGAACAAAGGAAUCUCUUUGAAGACCCUGAAUUUCCAGCGUCUGAUGCAUCUCUCUUCUACAGAAGUCCCCCACCAGGGAAAGUGGAAUGGAAGCGGCCAAAGGAACUCUGUGAAGAUCCUCACUUGUUUGUCAAUGGAAUCAGCUCCCAUGACUUGCUUCAAGGGAAGUUGGGGAACUGCUGGUUUGUGGCUGCCUGCUCUUGCCUGGCUCUUCGAGAGAAUCUCUGGCAAAAGGUGAUUCCAAAUGUAAAAGAACAGGAGUGGGAUCCAAAGCAACCAGAGAAAUACGCAGGAAUAGUUCACUUCUGUUUCUGGUGUUUUGGAGAAUGGAUUGAUGUGGUCAUAGAUGACCGACUGCCAACAGUGAGGAAUGAGCUGAUCUUCUGCCAUUCUAACGACCGCAAUGAAUUCUGGAGUGCACUUUUGGAGAAAGCAUAUGCCAAAAUGGCUGGGUGUUACGAGGCCUUAGAUGGGGGCAGCACUGCAGAGGCCAUCGUUGACUUCACAGGAGCAGUUACAGAAUCCAUUGACAUGGCCGACGGCAAAUAUAGCUAUGAUAUAAUUGAGCAGGCAAAGCUCUUUGAAGAGUUGCUGAAAGUGCAAAGAAGAGGGGGGUUGAUCUGCUGUUACAUCACGCCUCUCUCCUCGAGCGAAUUUGAGGGACAGACUGAAAUGGGUUUGGUCAAGGGCCAUGCCUACGCGGUGACAGAAGUCCUGAAGAUGCGCCUUGGAGAGAAGAUCCUAUCAUGUGCAAAGUCUGAGAAACUCUUCAUGAUCAGGUUGAGGAAUCCCUGGGGAAAGAGCGAGUGGACUGGUGCAUGGAGCGAUGAAUCCGAGGAGUGGAAAAAAGUGAGCAAAGCAGAAUGGAAGAAAUUAGGACUCACAAUCGAAAAUGACGGAGAGUUCUGGAUGUCAUUUGAAGACUGGUGCAAAAGCUUCACUGAUGUGGAUAUCUGUCGGAUUGUGAACACGUCAUUUUUCAGUAUCCAUAAGACCUGGGAAAAGAAAAUGAUGCAUGGAUGGUGGACCAAGAAUCCAGACCCCUUGUUGAACCGCUCUGGAGGCUGCUUCAAUCACCAAGCCACCUUCUUACAAAACCCACAGUAUGUCUUUGAUGUUAAGAAGGUAGAAGAUAAAGUGCUAAUCUCAUUGCAGCAGAAGGACCAGCGUAUUUACAAGAAGGAAGGGAAAGGGGAUCACUUUGUUAUUGGCUUUGAAAUCUUCAAGGUGGAGAACAACAGAGAAUAUCGAAUGCAUACGUUGACCAUACAAGAGAAGGUGGCAACAUCCACAUACAUUGACAAUCGCACAAUAUUUUUGAAGGUGCUUCUCAAGCAAGGCCGGUAUGUCCUGAUCCCAACCACCUUCAGACCUGCCAUUGAAGCUGAGUUUAUUCUGAGGCUGUUCACAGAUGUGCCAUCAGAACUCAGGGAGCUGACACUGCAUAAACCCAAGCUAAUGUGCUUGGACAUCCUAUGUGGUAUCCCUCGGAGGGUGUCCCAAAUUAAAAUCCACUCAGUGGAGGGGCUCCAGAGUCAAGACAGACAUGGCGGAGCCAAUCCCUAUGUAAUCAUCAAGUGCGAGAAUUGGACAGUUCGCUCUCCCGCACAGAAGGGCACCAUCAAUGCUGUGUUCAAUAUGCAAGCCAUUUUCUACCGAAGGAAGUCUGAGCAUCCAAUUAUUGUCCAGGUUUGGCACAGCAACAUCUUGUGCGACCAAUUCCUAGGACAAGUGCUGAUGACAGCAUCACCCGGUGAUCCCAGAGAACUUCAGAAGCUCCAACUCCAGGGCAGAGGGAGGCGCCAAGCAGAGGAGAUGCCAGGUCACAUCACCCUCAAGGUUCUUUCUAGCGAUGACCUUGUGGAACUCUGAAUACCGAGGGCUGACGGGCCCAGUCAGUCUUGUUGGCAUCCUCCAUGGGGAUGAAGCCAGAGCCGUUGAUUUGCAUGUAGGCACAAAUUGCUUUAAAGACAGCCUUCUUCGGAUGUUGUGCCUGGGCUCUACCUGGGUAACAAGAAAUGGCUCAAUAAAGAGAUUCGGAAGGAGACAGAGAGCCACUGUGCCACCGAUAUAUCAUUUCCCCUCUCUUUCACCACACACAUAUAGAUUUCUCCAUAUAUAUCUUCUCUCAACAGACAGGACCUGGUUCCAAGAGCCGGCUUCACUACGGCAAUUGGCAUGAAACCAUUACAGUCUUGCAAGUUGCCAUGCAUUUUAGCUGUUUGGUUAGAAGAUGGUGUUUCAUGGAGAUAGGCCACACUGGAUUAGCUUCCAAGGCCAAGAUGUAAAAUGUGGAGGAAAGCGGGGAGGGCCACAUGUGUUGAGAUCAUUGGAGAUUUAGCCUACGGUUGGGCAGCUGGAUUGCCUUUUGCUUUUUGUAUGAAUGCUGUGCCCUGAUUGGCAUUAUAUAGGAACAGUAGAAGCUGCCUUAUACCGAGUGAGACCAUUGUCCACCCAACUCAAUAUUAUCAACACUCUCGGGUUUCGGACAGGGGACAUUCCCAGCCCUAUCUGCAGGGGCCGGGGAUCAAACCUUGGACCUUCUGCAUGCAAAGCAGAUGCUCUACCACUGAGCUAUGAUCUUUCCCAAUUACCCUGAGUAUUGCUUCUAAUAGUAAGGGCAGCACUUUUUUUUAUUUUUCUCGUAUUCAGUAUCCCCAUGACAGCCAGUAGCUGAAUUUGACAUAUAGGGUGACGAAUCCCAGGAUGAGAGGAUCAACGUUCCAGAAAGCUCUACAUAACGUUGCCAUUCGUGUUCUGCAGUGGGGGGGGGCGGGAAGGUUGCAGCUAUGAGGAAUCAACAUAAAACAAUAUUAUACAAAUAUAUCUGCCUUGCAGCUGAGCCAGAUUUAAUUGCAUCACAGUAAAAAGUGAACAGAAAAAGAAGGCUAGAUAUGAGAGCAGAUUGUUGUACCUCUCCAUCUUGCACUUUUGCUUCUGUCGUCGAGGGCAAUCGUUAUCAGCCACAGGAGCUUAAUAAAAUAUAUGCUUUUACUAUUGAGUUGUAUCCGGUGGUUACAUGAGCUGAAAGUAGAUGAUGCUAUUCAUCUUUCUCUUCUCUCCCUGACCUCUGCAGCCCUCUGUAUCCCCCCCAAAAAACCUCUCUCUAGAGAGUAGCUAUGUCAUACAAGUCCAAGGGUGUAGUCAUGCAGGGUCUCAGGGGCUCUUAGACCCUUUAGGUUUUUGGGAGCAGGGUCCCUAUGUCCCCAGCAUCCUACAAGCGAAACAUCAUGAAAGGGGAGUGUGUUAGUCACAGAGAAGGGUCUUUAACAUGCUUCCUUGCCCUUUCUUGUGGAUUGGAGCCAAUCAAAGGAGAUGAGUCAAACACUGAGAAGACUCUUUUCAGUAGCUAACACUCUCCUCUUUCAUGCUUAUUAGUUCCUAGGCAUUAUCAAGGAUCUCAUUCUCAGCAAAAAAAAAAAAUGAGGAGGGGCAUGACUGUGAUUAACAUGAAGGGACCCUGCACUUCUGAAUUUGCCACUACACUACCAUACAGGUCUGCAGAGGGAGGAGCAAUAUUGCCCCAAGUCACGCCGAGAGGUCUUGCUCAGCAGGCGUUCCACUUGCUCAAGGUCUCUUCCCUUGAUUUCAGGUGAUCCCCUCUCCCUCCCACUUGUCAGAGUUGUGGGAGGGCAGCCAUCUGCAGUAAGACCCCACCUGCUCUAUACAUCCAAACCAGUUUCAUCGUGCCACUUCAAACAGUCAUGGUGUCCCCCAAAGAAUCCUGUGAAACUGCUUUUCUCAAGCAGACCCAAUGCAAGUUACAAUAAAAAUGUUAUACAAACAUAGCAAUAAAGUGAAAAACAAUCAUUUAUCCACUGUCUAAAGCAUUAUGUGAGAGCCAGUGUGGUGUAGUGGUUAAGGUGGUGGACUACGACCUGGGAGACCAGGGUUUGAAUCCACACACAGCCAUGAAGCUCACUGGGUGACCUUGGGCCAGUCACUGCCUCUCAGCCUCAUGAAAACCCUACUCAUAGGGUCGCCAUAAGUCGGAAUCGACUUGAAGGCAGUACAUUUACAUUUAGAUAAAGCAUUAUAUAUAGCAACACAAUCAGUUUAUCUAUAUUACACUAAGGGCUCCUCCAGACAACAUGUUUAUUGAGCAUUUAUCCUGGUUUGCUUGCACAAACCUUACACAGAUGUUAGACUAGAGCCAUGUCUUCAUCAGGCAUUUAAUUAUGAAACCAGGUCCAAGUUUCAGACUUAGCACCCAAGUACAUGGCUAGUAGCAGCGAUGGCUGGUGCUCAUGGAAACUGGUAGGGCAGAAGGCAGGGAGCCCAACAGUAGGUGGAGCCAGUGACAAUGGCAGCCACAAACCACUAAUUCUAGUUUUGUUCCCAUCCCCCCCUGCUGAGUUCUACAAGGGGCAACACUAAGACUUAAGGAGGGAGAAGAAACCAACAGGCAGUGCUAACCCCUGGGCUGGAUGAAACCAAGUAGGCAGGUAGGUGGGGGCUGCCUCAGAUCAGCGGUGUAAUGCCCCAUUUGCCCUAAUGGACCAACCUCCACUGGUUGGUGGUCUGUGCUCGGCUUUUAGAUACCUGAAAUAUCAUCUCACCCCUUAUCAAUCACUGCGCUCUGCAGGUGAGGGCCUCCUGCAGAUAGCAAUCUCAUCAGGAGGUCCAUUCUGCACAACAUAGGAAGCGGACCUUUAGCGUUAUGGCACCUACCCUCUGGAAUUCCCUCCCCUUAAAUAUUAGACAGGCGCCAUCUCUUCAAUCUUUUGGGUUCCUGCUGAAGACCUUCCUCUUUCAACAAGCCUUUUAAGUAGAGACCUUAUCCGAGUCUGUGCCUGUGUUGGGAUUGCUUUUUAUACGUUUUUAAAGCUUUUUUAAAAAGAUGUUUUAUUAUUAAGAUGUUGUUAGUGUUUUUUCCAUUUUUGAUAAUAGCAAUGAGGACAACAAUAUGGCUUGGGAGAACCUUAUAAAGCAACAUAAGAGGAUGAUUAGAAGUGAAUUGCAUGCCUCCACUUUGUUAGAAUACUGUCGUGUUCAAUGUAUACCCAGGGGUUUAAGAAUGUUAAAAGCACCUGGCAUGUUUCAAGUCAAUAAAGAAUUCAUGGGUAAAUGGUGUGCCAUUCUUAACCAAUGCUCACAGGACCGUAUGGUUUUAGUAGUAGACACCUCCACUAAAAUCGACUCUCAGCUGAAAUAGUCUCUUAAUGAACAAAUUGAU